Molecule: messenger RNA, 1824 nt
Organism: Xiphias gladius (swordfish)
Lineage: Eukaryota; Metazoa; Chordata; Actinopteri; Istiophoriformes; Xiphiidae
Gene: riox1
Product: ribosomal oxygenase 1
Exons: 15
Coding region: 82-1746 (554 amino acids)
Cellular component (GO): nucleolus
Molecular function (GO): histone H3K4 demethylase activity; histone H3K36 demethylase activity
Source: RefSeq, a predicted model, not a curated record
UCCGUUAGGCAGCAAAUGCGCGCAGAUAGCUAGUAGAAAAAGGCUGCGGCGGUCGCCGGGUGAUGACGUCCAUGCUGGAAAAUGGAGAAAAAACACAUGUCAGCUUUUGCUCUGUAUCAAACGUUGUCAACAGAUGUGCCUCCCCCUGCUAAAAAGCCUUCAGUGCAGGCGGCCGCCAAGAAGAAAAAGAAAAAGGAGAACGGAGUCGCAGUCCGCAAGGUCAACACCCUUAAAGCUCAAACGAGGCCUGAAAAAAGGAAACCGAGAAAGAAGCUCCUGAAGUCUGCACAGAGAGAGGAGAGCCUUAAGGGAAAUGGAGAGCAGCAGCAGCAGCAGCAGGAGGAGGAGGAGUGUGUGAGUGGAGACGAUGAGGCUCUCGAUGCUUUGCUUGGCGCACUGGCAAGAGUCGGCAACAGCAGGGAGAGAGCCAGCAAACUGUUCCAGUGGCUCAUUCACCCCAUUCCUGCCAAAGCCUUCUUCAGGGAAACAUGGGAAAAGAAGCCCAUUCUUGUUCAACGCAAGAAUCCAAACUACUACAAGGGAUUAUUCUCCACAGCAGAGUUUGAUCGCAUAUUAAGAGAGGAGGAUGUUCAGUAUGGAGUGAACCUGGACGUCACGAGCUACACUAAUGGCAAGAGGGAGACACACAAUCCUCCAGGGAGAGCUUUGCCGUUCACGGUGUGGGACUUCUAUGAGCGUGGCUGCUCCCUCCGAAUGCUGAAUCCCCAGGCUUUCUCCUCCACUGUGUGGAACGUGCUGUCCAUCCUUCAGGAGCAGUUUGGCAGCAUGGCGGGAGCCAACAUAUACCUGACACCAACAGGAACACAAGGCUUUGCUCCACAUUAUGACGACAUUGAGGCGUUUGUGAUUCAGCUGGAGGGGAAGAAACACUGGAGAGUGUAUAACCCAAGGACCGACGACGAGGUCUUGCCUAUACUUUCAAGUCCGAACUUCGACCAGGAGGACAUCGGGAGGCCAAUCCUGGAAGCGGUGCUGGAAGCUGGGGAUCUCCUCUACUUUCCCAGGGGAUUCAUCCACCAGGGCGACUGCCUGCCGGACGCUCACUCCCUGCACAUCACCAUCUCCUCUUACCAGAAGAACAGCUGGGGGGACCUGCUGCAGAAGGUGGUUCCAGCAGCACUGGAAAUAGCAAUGGAGGAGGAUGUGGAGUUCAGACAGGGCUUACCUGUGGACUACCUGACAUACAUGGGAGUGCAGAAUUCUGAUAAGGAUGAACCACGCAGGACAAAAUUCUUCUCGCGAAUCGAGAGCCUGAUGAAGAAGCUUACAAAUUACGCCCCGGUUGAUGCCGCCGUGGAUCAAAAGGCCAGAGACUUCCUCCAUGACUGCCUGCCUCCUGUGCUGACUCCAGAGGAACUGGCCACCAGUGUUCAAGGAGCACCUGCUCGGUGGGAAUGUGGGCAAGUUAUGGGCGUAGGUGCGGGCAUCAAUAUCCAGACCCGAGUCAGAGUCCUCCGUGCGGGAUGUGCCAGGUUAUGCAGUGAGGGAGAGGCUGUUCAUCUUUACUACACCAUAGACAACUCCAGAGUCUACCACAAAGAGGAGCUCAAGAGUUUCGAAAUACAGCCGGAGCACACAGAUGCUGUGGAGUUCCUGAUCCAUUCUUAUCCCAAAUUUGUGACAGUAGGAAGCUUCCCAUGUGAUUCAGCAGAGGACAGGGUCACUUUGGCCGAGCUGCUAUUUGAGAGAGGGAUUAUCCACACUGCAGAACCUCUAACGGCCUGAGAUUCUUCAGUCAUGCUGAUUGCAUGAGUAGAUUCAAAUUUCCUUUUUGUACAAAAAUACAAUCUUUGACUCAAAACA